AUGUCUCGGGAGGGUCGAAUGGACUUCAUCCUACACAGUCCUUGGUGGCAACGCGCAUGGAUUUUGCAAGAAUUCGUUCUUGCACAUCGAGUUCAGUUCUUAUUCGGAGAAAUUCGCAUGAAUUACCAUGAGCUACGGAAUGUUGCUUAUUGGCUCAUUCUGAUGGCGAGAUAUCCGCUUCCACCGGAGGAUGUCGAUUGGAUUUGCAGGUGGGGCUGGAUCAAAGACUUUUUGGACUUGAGAAAGACGGUUACACGUUUGGAUCGAUCGAAAAAUAACGGCAAAACCAAGCUAAACCUAUUGGAUCUGCUCAUCAGGUCGAAAGAUAGUCUUUGUCUUGACCCACGAGAUAGGAUUUACAGCUUACUCGGCAUCUGCUCCGAUCUUAUGCCAGGAGACAUCGUGCCCGACUACAACCGGGAUGUCCGGGGCGUGUACAUUGACGCUGUACGGGCACACCUUUUCAGGAACGGGACCCUGGACAUUCUAACUGGCAGAGACCCCGCUAACGAUAAACACUUCCCACUUGUACACGAGGAUUCGAGGUCGUGGCCAGGAUGGCUGCCGCGAUUUGGUUGCAGCUUUGCCUUCACAUUCAGAAUACCGUGGUACAAUCACGAUUGGCAGUACAACGCCUCUCGCAACUUUUCAUUUCAAAGCUAUCCCUGGUCGAUCAACUCAAUGACAGGGGGCUUGAAUCUAUCUGGGGCCGUGGUCGAUGUCAUAAGCUAUGUUGUCGCCACGGCGCCAGAUAUGCCGGAGGGCCACACAGAACAAGGGAGAAGGCUUCAAGUAUUGCAGAAGUACGCGCAGCUAGUUGACGAGCUUCCUCCCGUCUACGAGCUCACACACGAAAGCACAAGAACGGCUUUGCUAAGGACCAUAUUUGCGACUAGCCUGCGGGGUGAGAACAGCUCGGUAGACGACAUCUUCGAUAGAGCCACCAAUGCGAACAUCACUGGUGCUGUAGGUCAGGACCUAAUCGCCAACACGAGUGGUUCCACGAUCUCCCGAAGGAUUGCAAUCACCUCAAGCGGCAUGAUAACUCUCGUCCCCGUUAUGGCCGAACCUGGCGAUUCUGUAGCAUUCUUGGUUGGGGGCUCCGUAUUCUACGUCCUGCGACCCUUGGCAGAUGCCCAAGAUACGGAUGACGGUUCUUUAUCGACAAAACCGUGCAGAUUCAUAGGAGAAGCGUAUGUGCACGGGUUAAUGGAUGGAGAAGUUGCUGAUCGCGGCUUGGAUCUCGGGCCCAUUAUUCUCCUCUAG
Messenger RNA from Colletotrichum gloeosporioides, 1266 nucleotides. RefSeq lists its product as uncharacterized. The coding region runs from base 1 to 1266 and encodes 421 amino acids. The record is from RefSeq and is a predicted model, not a curated record. The transcript has a single exon. NCBI's taxonomy places the organism in Eukaryota, Fungi, Ascomycota, Sordariomycetes, Glomerellales, Glomerellaceae.